CCGUCCACAUCCCACGUUGACAUUCGCGCUCACCUCGAGGUGCACCACCGCGAUGGCCGACGACAAAGGCCUCUCUAAUCACAAGGAGUUCCUUGCGCCCGGAGCUGCUCACGAAGCUGCUGGACAGGGUCAUGCUGCUACGGAUCUGCACGGUCGUUCGCUGGUGGAGUUCGAUCGCGCGGCGGAGCGACGUCUGCGCUGGAAGAUCGAUCUCUACACCGUGCCGACCGUAUCCCUUCUCUACCUCUUCUGCUUUAUUGACAGGGCCAACAUUGGCAACGCGAAGCUCGCCGGUUUCGAGAAAGACCUCCACAUGGAGAACUACGACUACAAUGCCGUCCUGAGCAUCUUCUACAUUGCUUACAUUGUCUUCGAAAUCCCCGCCACCAUGACCUGCAAGUGGAUGGGCCCGGGCUGGUUCCUCCCGGCCACGACCCUGGCGUUUGGAAUCUGCUCGGUGGGAACAGCCUUUGUCAAUGAUAAACAAAGCGCAUCGGGCGUGCGCUUCGUGCUGGGCAUUUUCGAGGCGGGUGUGAUGCCGGGGAUUGCCUAUUAUAUGUCGCGCUGGUAUCGUCGCAGCGAAUUGACGUUUCGCAUGGCGCUGUUUAUGGUCAUGGCUCCGCUGGCCGGUGCAUUUGGGGGUCUUCUUGCGUCCGCCAUCCUCUCGCUCGAUCAUUUUGGCACCCUUAAAUCCUGGCGGAUGAUCUUCGCCAUCGAGGGCAUUAUUACUAUCGGCCUCGGGCUCAUCGGAUUUUUGACCUUGACCGACCGUCCUGAAACCGCGCGCUGGCUGAACCAGGAAGAAAAGGACCUGGCCAUCGCACGCAUUAAAUCCGAACGCGUCUCCACCACCGAACUCCUCGAUAAAAUCGACCUGGCCAAGACCCUCCGUGGCAUUAUGUGCCCCGUCACCCUCACCACAGGCUUCAUCUUCCUCCUCAACAACAUCACCGUGCAAGGCCUCGCGUUCUUUGCCCCCACCAUCGUCGGAACCAUUUAUCCCGAGGCCAGCGUCGUGAGCAAGCAGCUCCACACUGUACCCCCUUACGUCGUCGGCGCCUUCUUCGCCCUCCUCUUCCCCCUCCUCAGCUGGGUCUUCGACCGUCGCAUGCCCUGGUUCGUCCUCAGCCCGCCCCUGGUCAUGAUCGGAUACAUCAUGUUCCUCACCAGCCACGACGCCAUGGUCCGCUACGGCGCGACCUUCCUUUGCGCCAGCGGCGCGUUCGCCUUCGGAUCCCUAACAAAUGGCAACGCCUCCAACAACGUCGUCUCCGACACCGCUCGCUCCUCCGCCAUCGGCACAAACGUCAUGCUCGGCAACAUCGGCGGCCUCAUCUCCACCUGGUCCUUCCUGCCCUUCGACGGCCCGGACUUUGUCAUCGGCAACGGUCUCAACCUGGCUACCUCCACCGCGACCACCAUCCUCGGUGCGAUGCUCUGGAUGUGGAUGCGCUGGGACAAUCGCCGUCGCGAGGGUAUCGACGUCGACCAGGCGCUUGCGGGAAUGACGCAGCGGCAGAUUCAGGACCUCGACUGGAAGCAUCCUGGGUUCCGCUGGCGUACUUGAGAUAUUAUUACAGUUGUCUGUUCUAUAUGGGUGUCGCUGGUUCGCGCAGUAUAAUCAAUCUUAUGCGUUAUAUAG
Molecule: messenger RNA, 1642 nt
Organism: Aspergillus campestris IBT 28561
Lineage: Eukaryota; Fungi; Ascomycota; Eurotiomycetes; Eurotiales; Aspergillaceae
Product: putative MFS transporter
Exons: 4
Coding region: 53-1567 (504 amino acids)
Biological process (GO): transmembrane transport
Cellular component (GO): membrane
Molecular function (GO): transmembrane transporter activity
Source: RefSeq, a predicted model, not a curated record